AUGCCUACUAAUUCUGCCGCGGAUACGAUCCGUAUCAUGGUUUCAACUGACAACCAUGUUGGAUAUGGAGAACGCGACCCAACUCGUGGAAACGAUUCCUGGGAAACUUUCGACGAGAUCAUGACACUAGCACGAGAACGGGAUGUCGAUAUGGUGCUCUUGGCCGGUGACUUGUUUCACGACAACAAACCAUCUCGCAAGGCCAUGUAUCAUGUCAUGUCAUCCCUUCGCAAGAACUGUUUCGGUGAGAAACCAUGCGAGCUCGAAAUGCUCAGCGAUGCCUCGGAAGCCUUUCAGGGCGCCUUCAACCAUGUCAACUAUGAAGAUCCAGACAUCAACGUCGCUAUCCCAGUGUUCUCAAUUCACGGAAACCAUGAUGACCCUACUGGAGACGGCCAUUUGGCAUCCUUAGAUCUGCUGCAGAUGGCUGGAAUGGUGAACUACUACGGCCGCACUCCUGAAUCUGACAACAUCAUCAUCAAGCCUGUGCUACUACAGAAAGGUCGAACCAAGCUCGCACUUUACGGCAUGAGCAAUGUUCGCGACGAGCGAAUGUUCCGCACCUUCAGAGAUCAAAAAGUCAAGUUCUACCAACCCGGCACACAGACAGGAGAUUGGUUCAACCUCAUGAGCGUCCACCAAAAUCACCACGCAUACACUGAAACUGGCUAUCUUCCUGAGAACUUCCUUCCUUCUUUCAUGGACCUAAUCAUCUGGGGACAUGAGCACGAAUGUCUCAUCAAUCCUCGAUACAAUCCUGAGCAGACAUUCCAUGUCAUGCAACCUGGUUCAUCAGUCGCCACUUCUCUUAUGCCGGGUGAAGCUGUGCCGAAACAUGUCGCAAUUCUCAGUAUCACGGGCAAAGAGUUUAAGUGUGAACCAAUUCGCCUAAAGACUGUCCGGCCUUUCGUGAUGAGGGAAAUUUCUCUUCAGGACGACGCCCACAUGAGGAAGGUUGCCAUGAAAGACGACAAUCGCGCAGAGAUUACUCGAUAUCUGACAACAGUAGUUGAAGACAUGAUUAGAGAAGCUCGUCAAGCCUGGCGCGAGGCUCAGGAAGGAGACAUUGACGAGAACCAGAAGCCUGAAUUACCUUUGAUCCGUCUUCGCGUAGAAUAUUCUGCUCCUGAAGGAGGACGCUUCGACUGCGAGAACCCCCAACGCUUUUCCAACCGCUUUUUGGACAAGGUGGCAAACGUCAACGAUGUAGUCCAAUUCCACCGCAAGAAGACUGGCACUAGCAGAAAGAAAGAGCAGCCCGAUAUGCCUGAAGAAGCCGUUCUGCAACAGCUCACCCUCGACACUGUCAAAGUGGAGAAGCUUGUCAAGGAGUUCCUCACAGCCCAGUCUCUUACAAUCCUUCCUCAGAAUUCGUUCGGUGACGCUGUCAGUCAAUUCGUCAACAAGGAUGACAAGCACGCUAUGGAAGCAUUUGUGAAUGAAAGUCUUGCAAGUCAGUUGAAACAUCUUCUGAGUGGCGAGAGCGUAGAAGACGAGGAUAUGACAGAAGCCAUGGAGUGUUACAAGGCCAAGCUAGAAGAAAUGUGGGCUCAAGGCACUCUGAAGCGUACAGUCAGAAAGGACAAGCUGAAGCCCAAGCCAGCGAACUGGGAUUCGGACCUGGAUGGAGACUGGGCAGCGCAACCAGGUGCACUAGUUCGUUCCGAGGAUGAAGCAUUGGACGAGGAAGAAACAGCUCAGCCAAAAGCCAAAGCCACUCGCGGUAGAGGAGGCAAGGCUACCGGAACCACACGCAAGUCAGCUGCGGCUACGAAGAAAGCAGCACCUGCCAAAAAGACAACAACUCGCUCAAGAAAAGCUCCAAUCGAAGAGGAGUCGGAAGACGAGGAAGAAGAUGAUGAUGAUGUGAUCAUGCUCGAUGACGAUGACGAGGACGAGAUUCCUGACGUGAACGAUGACGAGGAUGAUGAGGAUGACUUGUUUGUCAAGCAAGCGCCCAAGAAGAGAGCACCCGCAAAGACUGCGAGCAAGUCCACUUCGAAGCGUGCUGCUUCACCACCAAAACGCAAGGCACCUGCUCGUAGCACAGCAGCAAAGGCCACUGCAUCCAGACAGACGACCCUGAAUUUCUCUCAGACUCCUGCGCCAUCGCAAACACGUACUACUGCAUCUCGUGCUGGACGCAGAACCGCAGCCCCUAGUGAGGAUGAGAUUUCUGACGAUGACGACGAUGCUUUCGAACCUCCACCCACAGCAUCUCGUCCCGCCGCACGUCGCAAAUUCUGA
Molecule: messenger RNA, 2247 nt
Organism: Aureobasidium melanogenum CBS 110374
Lineage: Eukaryota; Fungi; Ascomycota; Dothideomycetes; Dothideales; Saccotheciaceae
Product: DNA repair exonuclease
Exons: 3
Coding region: 1-2247 (748 amino acids)
Biological process (GO): mitotic G2 DNA damage checkpoint signaling; double-strand break repair via nonhomologous end joining; meiotic DNA double-strand break formation
Cellular component (GO): Mre11 complex; nucleus
Molecular function (GO): 3'-5'-DNA exonuclease activity; DNA endonuclease activity; manganese ion binding
Source: RefSeq, a predicted model, not a curated record